AUGGUGUUCCCCGUUUUGAAGGUAACCCAUAAAAAAUGAAUGGAAGUAUGGAGGAAGUUUUGUAGCAAGUAUGUGUAAUAUAUACAGUGGGGAACAAAGUAUUUAGUCAGCCACCAAUUGUGCAAGUUAUCCCACUUAAAAAUAUGAGAGAGGCCUGUAAUUUUCAUCAUAGGUACACGUCAAUUAUGACAGAUAAAUUGAGGAAAGAAAAUCCAGAAAAUCACAUUGUACAAUUUUUUAUGAAUUUAUUUGCAAAUUAUGGUGGAAAAUAAGUAUUUGGUCACCUACAAACUAGCAAGAUUUCUGGCUCUCACAGACCUGUAACUUCUUCUUUAAGAGGCUCCUCUGUCCUCCACUCGUUACCUGUAUUAAUGGCACCAGUUUGAACUUGUUAUCAGUAUAAAAGACACCUGUCCACAACCUCAAACAGUCACACUCCAAACUCCACUAUGGCCAAGACCAAAGAGCUGUCAAAGGACACCAGAAACAAAAUUGUAGACCUGCACCAGGCUGGGAAGACUGAAUCUGCAAUAGGUAAGCAGCUUGGUUUGAAGAAAUCAACUGUGGGAGCAAUUAUUAGGAAAUGGAAGACAUACAAUACCACUGAUAAUCUCCCUCGAUCUGGGGCUCCACGCAAGAUCUCACCCCGUGGGGUCAAAAUGAUCACAAGAACGGUGAGCAAAAAUCCCAGAACCACACGGGGGGACCUAGUGAAUGACCUGCAGAGAGCUGGGACCAAAGUAACAAAGCCUACCAUCAGUAACACACUACGCCGCCAGGGACUCAAAUCCUGCAGUGCCAGACGUGUCCCCCUGCUUAAGCCAGUACAUGUCCAGGAACGUCUGAAGUUUGCUAGAGUGCAUUUGGAUGAUCCAGAAGAGGAUUGGGAGAAUGUCAUAUGGUCAGAUGAAACCAAAAUAUAACUUUUUGUUAAAAACUCAACUCGUCGUGUUUGGAGGACAAAGAAUGCUGAGUUGCAUCCAAAGAACACCAUACCUACUGUGAAGCAUGGGGGUGGAAACAUCAUGCUUUGGGGCUGUUUUUCUGCAAAGGGACCAGGACGACUGAUCCGUGUAAAGGAAAGAAUGAAUGGGGCCAUGUAUCGUGAGAUUUUGAGUGAAAACCUCCUUCCAUCAGCAAGGGCAUUGAAGAUUAAACGUGGCUGGGUCUUUCAGCAUGACAAUGAUCCCAAACACACCGCCUGGGCAACGAAGGAGAGGCUUCGUAAGAAGCAUUUCAAGGUCCUGGAGUGGCCUAGCCAGUCUCCAGAUCUCAACACCAUAGAAAAUCUUUGGAGGGAGUUGAAAGUCUGUGUUGCCCAGCGACAGCCCCAAAACAUCACUGCUCUAGAGGAGAUCUGCAUGGAGGAAUGGGCCAAAAUACCAGCAACAGUGUGUGAAAAACUUGUGAAGACUUACAGAAAACGUUUGACCUGUGUCAUUGCCAACAAAGGGUAUAUAACAAAGUAUUGAGAAACUUUUGUUGUUGACCAAAUACUUAUUUUCCACCAUAAUUUGCAAAUAAAAUCAUUAAAAAUCCUACAAUGUGAUUUUCUGGAUUUUUUUUUCUCAUUUUGUCUGUCAUAGUUGACGUGUACCUAUGAUGAAAAUUACAGGUCUCUCUCAUCUUUUUAAGUGGGAGAACUUGCACAAUUGGUGGCUGACUAAAUACUUUUUCCCCCCACUGUAUUAAUAUAUAUAUACACUACCAGUCCAAAGUUUGGACACACCAACUCAUUCAGGGGAUUUUCUUUAAUUGUACUAUUUUCUACAUUGUAAAAUAAUAGUGAAGACAUCAAAACUAUGAAAUAACACACAUGGAAUCAUGUAGUAACCGAAAAAGUGUUAAACAAAUCAAAAUAUAUUUUAUAUAUAGACACCCAUUGCCUUGAUGACACUGACAAAGACAUGAUCAGUCUAUAAUUUUACUGGUAGGUUUAUUUGAACAGUGAGAGAUAGAAUAACAACAAAUAAAUCCAGAAAAACGCAUGUCAAAAAUGUUAUAAAUUGUAGUUGUAGUUGUAAAUGGCUAUUGUAGCUGGAAACGGCUGAUUUUUUACGGAAUAUCUACAUAGGCGUACAGAAUCCCACAGAACAUUUACAUUUUAGUCAUUUAGCAGACGCGAGUUACAGUUAGUGAGUGCAUACGUGGGAAUCGAACCCACAACCCUGGCGUUGCAAACGCCAUGCUCUACCAACUGAGCUACAUCCCUGCCGGCCAUUCCCUACCAUGGACGACGCUGGGCCAAUUGUGCGCCGCCCCAUGGGUCUCCCGGUCGCGGCCGUCUACGACAGAGCCUGGAUUCGAUCCAGGAUCUCUAGUGGCACAGCUAGCACUGCAAUUCAGUGCCUUAGACCACUGCGCCACUCGGGAGGUCAUAACAUCUUAAAUUGGCUCUAACCAGAAUAGAAAGAGGAGUGGGAGAACCUGGUGCACAACUGAGCAAGAGGACAAAUACAUUAGAGUGUCUAGUUUGAGAAACAGACACCUCACAGGACCUCAACUGGCAGCUUCAUUAAAUAGUACCCGCAAAACACCAGUCUCAUCGUGAACAGUGAAGAGGCGACUCCGGGAUGCUGACCUUCUAGGCAGAGUUGCAAAGAAAAAGCCAUAUCUCAGACUGGCCAAUAAAAAGAAAAGAUUAAGAUGGGCAGUCUGAGAUAUGGCUUUUUCUAUGCCAAAUUCUUUCCAUUUUAUUUAUAAUUUUUUUAAUUACAGUUUGUAAAUUACAAGAAAGGCUAAUAGUUUGUUAACACAAUCUGCUCUAAUUCGCUCACGAAACAGUAAUUCAAGAGAUGAAAAUGCAUAUUCCCAUGAAACUGAUUGAGAUCAAUCAAAUGAUUGGCAUGGAGAUGCAGUUUGGACAUUUCACCGGUAAAACAUGCCGAAUUUUCAUUCACAAUUGAGAGUGAUGAUGGCCUAUUUUGAAUUUAGGUAGCCUAUGCCUAAUUUGGUGUUUGAGGGUAUUACAAAUAUUGUAAAAAAUUAUUGAGACAAUAUGUAUGUGGGCAUAGGCAGACAUUGCAAGUGGAGGAUGCAUUUUAUGCAUAUUCGAUAGUGAUAUUCUAUAGUGUACUCUGUCGGUACAAACUUUGAUUGAGGAAAUUAUAACAUAAUUAACUUUUUUUUUGUGCUCCCUCACCUAAAAAAAUAGCAUUACACUACUGACAGGGUCACAUCUUCUCCUUCAACGUCCUCUACUGCUCAUUCUGUGUCUCCUUGACCUGCCGCCACUCCACCAGUACUCUCUCCCUCUCCCUCUCUCUCUCUGUGUGUGUGUGUGUGUGAUUGUGUGGGCGGAGACAGGUGUGCUGGAGUCAGAGCAGAUCUCCACCAGCUGCAACCUGUUCCAUAAUCAAGACCUCUACAAAUACUCAGUCCUGCCACUUCCACACUGCCAGAUCGUAAUCUCUGCUCAUUCUGCCCGCUCUGACUUUGGUCCCUAUCUCCAGUCCUACGUCUCGUCAUCCUGCUACUCUGUCCUGGAUUCCCCACUCUACUACUCCAUUGGAUUCCCCUCCGGACCUGCUCACCCUGUCUCAACCCCCCUCGCUCCAGCCUCAGCCUCCGCACCUGGUUUCCAGCAGUUUCCCCUGACCUGCACUCCAUCUCCCACCGUGUCUCAAUAAAUACCUUGGUUCCUUCAUCCCAGUCUCCUCGUCUGAGUCUGCUCUUGGUUUCCGCUGUUCCACUCCGCGUAACAGACAGUGAUACUAUAGUAUUUCUACCAAGGAUAGUAUUUUUUUAUGUGGGGAAGUCCCACUCCUUUUUGAUUUGUUUUGCUUUAUUGAAGAAAGACGAGGAAGUUAGGGGAGGGUGAGUCAAAGGGCAGUGAGCUUGAUUCAAACCCAUACCGACUCUGGCAUACAUGUGUGCUGGGAUCAGCAGCUGUAACCGCUGGACCCCACUAGCCACGAACACAAGCAUAAUGUCUGUACAGAAAUAAACAAUCCAGACGUCUUCUAUUUUGAGUCACAUUAUUAAUAUGUCUCAUCCUCUGAAGUUGAGCUAGAGAUGAAUUGAUAUCAGACUGUGUCUUAGUCCUAAAUUCUGGCAGCCUUAGGUCUUGCACAAUGUGUUAAUCUAAUGUGGCACUGAUGGCGUGAAAAUAGCACACAUUGUAUGUGGUGGAUGCGGGGUGGAUGUAAAAACCGGUUGAGUGAUUUAUUCUCUUUCCUGCUGUUCUCGCCCCUCUGAAGAUGCCUUUCACAGCGUGGUGUCUGAACACUCAUCCUUAUGUUAUUAUCUUCUCACUCUCUUUUCUCUCUGAUUGCUCUCUCUUGCUCUCUCUUGAUGCUGUGCUUUCUCUCACCAUGUGCCAGCUGGCUGGGUCAUUAUUUAAAAAAUGUGUAUGAGCAUGUCUAUUUUUCCACCAUUCAUGGGUGUAAGUGGAGUGAAGUAAUUCUACUUCAGCUAAACUUAACAUCUACUGUAUUGUGGAGUGAUUCCUCUGAAACGAAACAGGACAGGAUGGAAAUGUCCCAUGAUGUCCUCAAGGAAACAUAAGGCCAUUUCAGUGUACAGCUCAAUCAUAACGGUCAGAGGUAAUGAUCAAUCACAGGUCGGAAAGGUCAUGCUUAGUCAUAGCAACCUGUCCCUGGAGGAUGACGUUGAAAGUGAAACCUGCUCUGCAAACAGAAUUACUGAAGAUAGACUCUGUUCGUGUAUCUUUAACCUCAGUUCUAGUUAGUAGACACAGAAAGAGAUAAAAACAAUACAUGCUGUCAUAUUUGUUGAGAACUAUUGUGGGGUUGUUUUCAUAGGGGAAGUCUGUGCAGUGAUGGAGGGUAUAAAGACAAUAAAGAUACCUAGACUGGAAGACAAACAACAGUUUCCUUGCCCUCAUCCCAGCACAUCCAUGAAUUGUUUAACUUUAAAAAAUAGAAGAUACUAGCACUGCUACUUUUAACCCUGGUACUUUGGAACACGCAUAACAGAGUGUUUUGUAAAAGGCAAUAACCUUUGAGCUCACUCGAUAGCUCUUAUUUUUCUGAAGAAAAAUGUUUUAAGUCCGAUGUCUCAGAUACAGGGAAGCAGGAGAACAAAAGGAAGCAAAAUAAAUAGACUCUGAUUGGUUGAAGGAUAACUAGAGUUGUCAUGCCCAUAGGGGCACAAAGGGCACGUGUCCCCUCAGAUUUGUCCUGUUUAAAAAUAAAAAUCAGAUGUUAAAUUAAUUAUUAAACUUAAUUUUUAAACCCAAAUUUUAUCAUAAUUAUAUAUAAAAAGAUAUGUCAGCAGUGUUUUGUGGAGAGGGCAGACUGACUGUACCAGGCAAAGAGAACUCUGCAUCCCAUUAUUCUAGCUAGUAAGUGGUUCCUUCCAAGGUGCACCACAAAGUAAAGAUAUGGUAAGCAGGAAGCUAGAUACUCUAGUGCGUGCACACACAGCAUUUUAUUUGAUUUUAGCUGCUGGUGAUGGGCAGGACCCCCAUCUUAUUGAUUCUUUCUUGAUUAAUAAAUUAAACAAAAAUGUUUUGUUGUUUCUCUGUAAUACUAAUCACCUAGCAAUUUUAUGAAGUUGGCAUUAGCUAGCCCAGAUAGGUUCCCAAUCUCCCAACCUCAUAACUAGCUACCAAUCAAUUUCAGGCUAUCAAUCAAGUUAGAGUAGCUAGCUUGUCUAACUAUCUUAUCUGGCAUGCCUGCUGGUAAGGUUGGUAGACUUUAGAAAAGCAAGAAAUUACUAAAUCUACUGAAGACUCAUUCCUUUCAAUCUUUUACCCAGAUUUUAGCAGAGAUACAGAGAAGCAUAUUUAUCUUUAAAAAAGAACCACCAGUCAGGAGGAUACAGACAGCUCAAGAGGUAUGCUUAGAUAUGCAUAAAAAUCAUUGGUUUAAAUGCAAUCUGGCACCUUAUGAUAAUAUGAUAAUAUUUGUGUAUUAAUUAUGAUGCCAUGAUAUGUGCCUGUAUUGAUGAUGAGUGUUAUGAUCCCAUGUACUGUGUGGUAAUUUGGAUGUAAUAUCCUAGGCAUGCUAGUGCAGUAUAUUGAUAUGUGUGAUUUACAACAGUCAGAAUGACACCCUCAAAAUGACAAUUGAACAGGUAAAGCGGUAUGCUUAGAUAAACUAUUCUGGAAAAAAAAUACAUAUUUUUUACAUAGAAUUAGGCAUAAUGAUUUUGGCUCUAGAUUGCAAGAAAAAGCUGUUUCUCCAACCCUCCAUCUUCACAUACUUCGUGGCCCUUCAAAAAUAAUGGGUUCAUGACACCCCUGAGGACAGCACACCAGAUGACAAGAGGAGAAACCAGGCAUAAACAAGUAGGCAAAAUGGAAACCAGGCGAAGAUCUGUUUUGGAUCAAACGUUAUAUUGUUAUUAUGAUACUGGUAUGUGUGUCGCUAGGUGUUGGGUUAAGGAGUGAAAAGUGUGCUCCCUGUUCGCUUCUCCCUUAGGGUGAUCUAGAUGUGGGCUAUUGAUACAGUGAUAAAGAAACUCAACCUCAAACUCAAAGAAAUGCAAACUGGCAUUCUUAAUGGUACACAAAGUUGAAAUAGAUUGUAAAAAACACAAUGUUUGAGUCAAUGUACUUUCACCAGGAUUUACUUUAUUUUCUCUGCCAGAUGUUUAUUUGGCAUAUUAACAUCCAUACUGGGAGAGCUGAAAAGUUAAAGAGAAUUUCCUAUGUCCAGGAAUUUACUAUAAAAUAUAUGGCACAAUGUGUUGAACAUCUGUAAGGCAUUAUCACCUUGCGCUACCUGUGUUUCUGUGAAGCAUUGCAUCUAAGUGUAGUUGCACAGUGGUUCCAAAAGUUUAUUCUGUGCAGGGAACCAAGACCACAUAAAACAUUUUAGUUAUCUAGAAAACUAGACCAAUAUUUGUCUCAAGUCAUGACCCUCCAGCGGUUAAUGGAAAAACACCAAGCUGGGAUACGGAGCAUAGUUUCCUGUGGACCAUAUGAGAGAGAGCAGGAGGAGGGAGAUCUUAAAACAGUUUCUGAGUUACAGCUAAGGCAGGCAGUCACACUGUGAGCGCUAAACCUUUCGGAGGGGAGUAAAACCACAUCACUCCAUGCUGGGGGAACCUCAGAUCCUUCCACGCCACAGGACUGUCAGGUUCUCUUUAGUGCAUACCUUGUCUCCAGAGGUUUACUAGAGGGAUUGAUCAGGGCUAGAAGAGGAGAGACUCAUCCUCUAUCGGCUCCAAUGCUUCUGACAGAGGAGUCUGGUCUUCUCUAUUUUCGUAGGUGAGCCAGAUGAACCUUCACGUGCCAGCCCACAUUCAGUGCAAAACCAAGGUAAGAGACACAGUUACUUCUGCAUGAUACAAUGCUCUUUUGAAGGAAAUCUUUUGUCAAAACUUCCUUUGACAUUGACGGUAUUCUGUUUGAUUCGUCUACAAUUGCAGCAUUUUUCCCUGCGAGUUGAUCUUAAAAUAAAACAAUUAAAUAAUCUACAGUAUGUCCCUCAUUUGUAAGUGUGAAUGUACUUCUAUUUUUUGUUUUAGUGACAUCAAAUAAAAUAAAAUUGUAUUUGUCACAUACACGUGUUUAGCAGAUGUUAUUGCGGGUGUAGCGAAAUGCUUGUGCUUCUACUCUGACAGUGCAGUAAUAAAAUAAAUAAAUAAAUAAAUAAUAUCUAACAAUUUCACAACAUGCAACAAUUUCAAAGAUUUUACUGAAUUACAGGUCAUAUAAGAUAAUAUAAGUCAAUUGAAAUACAUUUAUUAGGCCCUAAUAUAUGGAUUUCACAUGACUGGGAAUACAGAAAUGCAUCUGUUGGUCACAGAUACCUUAAAAAAAGGUAGAAGCAUGGAUCAGAAAAUGCCUGCCCAUACCAUAACCCCACCGCCACCAUGGGGCACUCUGUUCACAACAUUGACAUUAGCAAACCGCUCGCCCACACGACGCCAUACACGUGGUCUGCGGUUGUGAGGCCGGUUGGACGUACUGCCAAAUUCUCCAAAACGACGUUGGAGGUGGCUUAUGGUAGAGAAAUGAACAUUACAUUCUCUGGCAACAGCUCUGGUGAACAUUCCUGCAGUCAGCAUGCCAAUUGUACGCUCCCUGAAAACUUGAGACAUCUGUGGCAUUGUGUUGUGUGACAAAACGGAACAUUUUAGAGUGACAAGAUGCACCUGUGUAAUGAUCCUGCUGUUUAAUCAGCUUCUUGAUAUGCCACACCUGUCAGUUGGAUGGAUUGUCUUGACAAAGGAGAAAUGCUCACUAACAGGGAUGUAAGCAGAUUUGUGCACAGAAUUUGAGAGAAAUAAGCUUUUUGUGCAUAUGGAAACUUUCUGGAAUCUUUUAUUUCAGCUCAUGAAACAUGGGACCAACACUUUACAUGUUGCGUUUAUAUUUUUGCUCAGUGUAGUUGUACAUUUUCAGGUUUGUCUCCAACAGGUUUGAAAUGAAUAGAUGUAACUACUGAUGAAAACGAUCAAACACGGCAUGGGUGGUUAACUUCACAUCAUGUGACUAUAAUGUACAGUACUGCAUGAAUGUGGAUCAUCUGUAUGGAAGCUCGUUGAUUGUUAUUUUCGAUUAUUACAGAAUUCCCCUCAACUAAAGGCCCAUCUCAAACAACAGGAAAACAAAAACCUGAGUCCAUUUUUUAAAAACAAAACCAGGAGAUGGGAUGAUGUAGAAACAGAGAGAAAACAUUGUGUGUCACAUAGGAUUCUAAGAACAGUGUAGUAAAGUCCAAAUGCUAUUCAAUCAUCCACUGUGCAACAAACCACAAAAUAUGGUUUCAAUAUUCAUAGGAACAAAGUCCAAUGAGAAAUAGGAAAUAUGAUGUUUUAUAUAUUAUUUAAAGCUAUAUUCCACAGUUGAAACAAUAACAAAGCGUCACCCUGCCUUUGUUUUGGUAAAAAGCUGAGGGAUGGUCCUGGAGAAAUGUAACCACUCUCAAAUUCAUAGACAGAGCUAAGGAUGCAAGGACUGACCAUCCAUGAUAUAAAAAUUAUAGUUGUACCAUGUUUUGACACUAUACAGUGUUGGAUUACAUUUACGUUGUUUAAAAACAAAUAGAGUAAAACCAGCGUAUAUUUUGGGUUCUGAUGGGGUAUGACAUGUGAACUAAGCUCAUGAGGGAUUUAUAAGUUAAAUUUUUUAAGAAUCAAUGGGUAUAUACAGGUAACUGUCUAAAUAAAGUCUUAAUUGGGCGCUGCCAUGACAACUUCAAUGCGCCUUGGCAUAGAUUGUCUGGAACUCUAUUGGAGGGACACAAACCAAUUUUUCCACAAUAAAUUCCAUAUUUUUGUGUUUUGUUGAUGGUGGUGGAAAAUGCUGUCUCAAUUGUCGCUCCAGAGACUCCUCUUUCAAAGUCACUGAGAUCUCUUCUUCUAGCCAUGGUAGCCAAAAUAAUGGGCAACUGGGCAUUUUUAUAUAUGACCCUAAAGAUAAUGGGAUGUUUUAUUUGCUUAAAUAACUCAGGAACCACACCUGUGUUGAAGCACCUGCUUUCAAUAUACUUUGUAUCCCUCAUUUACUCUUUACUUUAUUUAGGCAGUUAUCAUUAAUGUAUAAGUCAAAAAAUUGAUGUAUCAACAAAGGAUUUUAGCUUUAACAUAUAAUAUUCAAAAAAAGUCAACACAUUUUUUACUCUUUAAUUUUUCUGUUCAUGAAGCUGAUACGUUUCACCAUUGGUUUCAGAUCUUCAUCAGAGCAACAAUAAACAUGGUUUCCCUCCCUUUCAGGUAAAGUGUCUCUGUGUGAUAGUGUUCCUGAGUCUCCCCUUGACCAUGGGAGACCCUGGUCCAUGCAGACACUCUAUUACCAGACAUCACCUGCUGACCAUAAGACGCCUGGUGAGUAGUACAGCUAGAACGAACAAUAGAAAAAAACAUGAACAAAUUAAAGUUGUAUAAAACUCGUAUAAUAUGAAAAAAUGAAUUAAAUCAAAUCAAAUCAAAUUUUAUUGGCCACAUGCGCCGAAUACAACAGGUGCAGACAUUACAGUGAAAUGCUUACUUACAGCCCUUAACCAACAGUGCAUUUAUUUUUAACAAAAAAGUUUAAAUAAAACAACAACAAAAAAAGUGUUGAGAAAAAAAGAGCAGAAGUAAAAUAAAAUAACAGUAGGGAGGCUAUAUAUACGGGGGGUACCGGUGCAGAGUCAAUGUGCGGGGGCACCAGCUAGUUGAGGUAGUUGAAGUAAUUUGUACAUGUGGGUAGAGUUAAAGUGACUAUGCAUAAAUAAUUAACAGAGUAGCAGCAGCGUAAAAGGAUGUGGUGGUGGGGUGGGGGGGGGGGGGGGCAGUGCAAAUAGUCUGGGUAGCCAUGAUUAGCUGUUCAGGAGUCUUAUGGCUUGGGGGUAGAAGCUGUUGAGAAGUCUUUUGGACCUAGACUUGGCACUCCGGUACCGCUUGCCGUGCGGUAGCAGAGAGAACAGUCUAUGACUAGGGUGGCUGGAGUCUUUGACAAUUUUGAGGGCCUUCCUCUGACACCGCCUGGUUAGAGGUCCUGGAUGGCAGGAAGAUUGGCCCCAGUGAUGUACUGGGCCGUACGCACUACCCUCUGUAGUGCCUUGCGGUCGGAGGCCAAGCAGUUGCCAUACCAGGCGGUGAUGCAACCAGUCAGGAUGCUCUCGAUGGUGCAGCUGUAUAAUUUUUUUAGGAUCUGAGGACCCAUGCCAAAUCUUUUCAGUCUCCUGAGGGGGAAUAGGCUUUGUCGUGCCCUGUUCACAACUGUCUUGGUGUGUUUGGACCAUGAUAGUUCGAUACAUAACCAAGAGUGAUCUAUUGGUGAGAUUUCCAAAAAUACAUUUUUGAUAUAUCACUGUGGGGAGCAUAUUAAAGUUAUGGCCAAGUUUACAUUUUUGCAGUUAGACAAGAACCAUUAGACAUUCAUUGGGAUUGUUGAAUGUAGAUCAUAUUCCUGUCAUGAACACAAGAUAUGAGAAGUUGAUAUACAGUUGAAGUCGGAAGUUUACAUACACUUAGGUUGGAGUCAUUAAAACUCGUUUUUCAACCACUCCACAAAUUUCUUGUUAACAAACUAUCGUUUUGGCAAGUCGGUUAGGACAUCUACUUUGUGCAUGACACAAGUAAUUUUUCCAACAGUUGUUUACAGACAGAUUAUUUCACUUAUAAUUCAAUGCAUCACAUUUCCAGUGGGUCAGAAGUUUACAUACACUAAGUUGACUGUGCCUUUAAACAGCUUGGGAAAUUCCAGAAAAUGAUGUCAUGGCUUUAGAAGCUUCUGAUAGGCUAGUUGACAUCAUUUGAGUCAAUUGGAGGUGUACCUGUGGAUGUAUUUCAAGACCUACCUUCAAACUCAGUGCCUCUUUGCUUGACAUCAUGGGAAAAUCAAAAGAAAUCAGCCAAGACCUCUGAUAUUUUUUUUUUUACCUCCACAAGUCUGGUUCAUCCUUGCCUGAUCUGUACAAACAAUAGUACGCAAGAAUAAACACCAUGGGACCACGCAGCCGUCAUACCGCUCAAGAAGGAGACAUGUUCUGUCUCCUAGAGAUGAACGUACUUUGGUGCGAAAAGUGCAAAUCAAUCCCAGAACAACAACAAAUAACCUUGUGAAGAUGCUGGAGGAAACAGGUACAAAAGUAUCUAUAUCCACAGUAAAACUAGUCCUAUAUCGACAUUACCUGAAAGGCCGCUCAGCAAGGAAGAAGCCACUGCUCCAAAACCGCCAUAAAAAAGCCAGACUACAGUUUGCAACUGCACAUGGGGACAAAGAUUGUACUUUUUGGAGAAAUGUCCUCUGGUCUGAUGAAACAAAAAUAGAACUGUUUGGCCAUAAUGACCAUCAUUAUGUUUGGAGGAAAAAGGGGAUUGCUUGCAAGUCGAAGAACACCAUCCCAACCGUGAAGCACGGGGGUGGCAGCAUAAUUUUGUGGGGGUGCUUUGCUGCAGGAGGGACUGGUGCACUUCACAAAUAGAUGGCAUCAUGAGGAAGGAAAAUUAUUUGGAUAUAUUGAAGCAACAUCUCAAGACAUCAGUCAGGAAGUUAAAGCUUGGUCGCAAAUGGGUCUUCCAAAUGGACAAUGACCCCAAGCAUACUUCCAAAGUUGUGGCAAAAUGGCUUAAGGACAACAAAGUCAAGGUAUUGGAGUGGCCAUCACAAAGCCCUGACCUCAAUCCAAUAGAAGAUUUGUGGGCAGAACUGAAAAAGCGUGUGCGAGCAAGGAGGCCUACAAACCUGACUCAGUUACACCAGCUCUGUCAGGAGGAAUGGGCCAAAAUUCACCCAACUUAUUGUGGGAAGCUUGUGGAAGGCUACCCAAAACGUUUGACCCAAGUUAAACAAUUUAAAGGCAAUGCCACCAAAUACUAAUUGAGUGUAUGUAAACUUCUGACCCACUGGGAAUGUGAUGAAAGAAAUACAAUCUGAAAUAAAUCAUUCUCUCUACUAUUAUUCUGACAUUUCACAUUCUUAAAAUAAAGUGGUGAUCCUAACUGACCUAAGACAGGGAAUUUUUACUAGGAUAAAAUGUCAGGAAUUGUGAAAAAUUGAGUUUAAAUGUAUUUGGCUAAGGUGUAUGUAAACUUCCGACUUCAACUGCAUAUCUUAUUAAUGACUUCUAACAGAUAUGUUGGUUUCUGUGUUUAUUUCUGUUUAACAUAGAUAGAUAACCAGUUGCAGAGUGGAUGCUCAAUAACCUACACAUUAAUUGAGCGGAGAAGUUUGGUAAGGUCAUUUUUAUACAUCAUGUGCAGUGAAAACAUGGGAGAUCAUAGGCAAAUUCAUAAAGAACAUUAGUUUAUACUUUUAGUUAACUAUGUUUUGUUUUUUUACUUUAAGAAAUAAAACUUUGUUUGGUUUUGGUACGAAAGGUUACAAAUGAUGUGCUAUUAUUUGAGAGGAGUGCCAGAAAGUAUCCAAUGUCCACCACAUAAUUGAUCCUAAAAGGACUGUAAAAAUAAGCAUUACCUAUUAGUAUUAUGGCCAGGUUAAUCUCACCUACCAGCCGGCUCUAUGUGGUAGCAAUUGCACCUGGGGAUGAGGUUAUGGCUAGGCCAGAGUAAGUCACUGAUAUCAAACUAAUAUGAAUAUUGACUGUUCUUCUUCCAUUCCCUGACAGAGUAAAUGUUGCUAUGUGAAAGCUGCCCUGCCCUGGAUCUUGGAGCUCCUGACCAGCCACUUCAGAUACACCCAGGGCUCAGACAACCACAGCUACGUCCUGUCUCUGAUCGGUCUCAUCCACAACAUCUACUCUCAGAGAUGUGUACCACAGAUCAACGAGGAGCUGGAGGUGAGGGGGUGGUUUGAUGCUGAAGAUAUCUCUUGAAUAACAGCCUAAGUUGGGUGUUUUAAAGAGGAUUUAAGGAACUUAAAACUAAGCUCAUAACACUCUUGUAUAAUUGUAUUGAUAGGACAUGUACAUUUUACCAACAUUCCUCUCUGACUCUAUUGACCAGGAUGACCCAGUGAGGUUUGGGAUGUCAUUCAGCAGUUCCCCAUCAGAGGCACUGGGGAGGGUCCAGGAUGUCCUGUCUGAGUACUGGGAGCUGGUGACCACCAGGGACUCCCCAGUAGACUGGAGCUGUGAGAGGGAGUACACAGACACAGCAGAGCCCCCCACAGCCCUCCCUACAGCGCUCUCUCUGACUACAGGUGGACAACUUCCUCAAGGUUCUUGAGAGGUUCCCUGGCGAAGGCCUAAAACUGGGAAUUACAUUAUUAUAGAAUAUAAUGAUACAGUAUGGCAAUUUAUCAAAGUAGCUUACAGAAUCAGACCCACUGUCCUCUGGUGUUUGUUGUAUGCUUGAACUAGCCGAGCGAUCUGAUGAUCGUAACCUGGACCUUGUCCAUAUUUUAACCCGGCUGUUAUGACCUGUCUCGUCGUCCACAGUAAGCACCUUUUGGGACUCAGCGAAAGCCCCUCAGACUGGUCUAGAUGGAGACCAAGAUGGAGACCUGAAGUUUGAUUUCAUGGUCAUAGCUCCAUCAGUCUGUGGAGUACUGCUGUUCAUAUUCACUCUCUAUUGCCUCAUCACACACAAGGUAAUAAUGCAGACUGACAAGUUACAUUUACAUUGCAUUUUAGUCAUUUAGCAGACGCUCUUAUCCAGAGCGACUUACAGUAGUGAGUGCAUACAUUUUCAUACUUUUUUCAUACUGGUCCCCAUGGGAAUCGAACCCACGCGUUACAAGCACCAUGCUCUACCAACUGAGCCACACGGGACCACGUGUGAGUUGAAGUUAACCUUUUACUGCGGUGGGCUAAAUCAAGGUCACUCAGAGUGUUUCUUGGUAGUCUUAAACAAAUCUACUUUGAAACAAAAGUAUACACCUCACACACAUUGUUAUGGUAUUAAGAAAAAUAGUUGAAAUGUAUUCAAUUCUGAGUUUGCAUCCCAAUAUUACACUUUAUGUACAUCACAGAAGACUGAAAUAUAACUAAACCAUUUGACAUAGAAACAUAGGAUUUUCGGCAUAAAAAUAUAUAUAAUGUUUAUUAAUUAUGAAAUUAUGAAAAAUAUUAAUAGAAUUCCAUCCAUGAGACAUUAAGCGGGCAAUUUGGUCAUUUGACUGCAGGAAUUCAUAAUCAGCAUUAAAGACCCCUGCUGCGUUUAAAUUCAGUAUCACAGUAAAAAGUAAGAAAAGGCAGAAAAAAACAUGUUUUAAAUGCAAUUGACACAUUUGUUUAUUUGUGUGAUUUUGUUCCACCACAGAUGUUCCACAGUACUUAUCAACACACAUCACAAGUGUACCAAAACUCAAGGUAAAGUAUCACACAGUAUCUAGUGUAAUCAAGGCAAUGCAAAAUGAUGACAAACAACACAUAUAUGUAACUUCUAAUUCAAAGUUUUACUUAUAGUUUGCGUACAGAUAUUCAGGACAUAGAGAUGCAGGUGCAAUAAAGUGAGUAUUAUUUUCAGUCCAUCUAUCAUCUGUCAGUCUGUCCAUGUAUCUGCUGAAUACUGAAUACUCUUCCUCUCUGCCAGAAGGCCAUAAAAGACAGAUUGCUACUGAUGGAGGAGCACAUCUGGAGAUGAGGAUUUACCUGAAGCUCUCAUCUCUAAUACAUAAAGUCCAAUAGUGUUAGACAUUCCAUAGAAAUUUCCAGUAUUUUUCUGGUACGGCAGGCACCAUAAGCACUAUCAAUGGAUUUUAAUGAACCUUCUCUUUUUGAUAAGCCUUUCAAGUAGGGGAUGUUUUGAUUAUCUAUAUUGUAUAUUGUGUG
Coregonus sp. 'balchen' is the source of this 15077-nucleotide messenger RNA. NCBI's taxonomy places the organism in Eukaryota, Metazoa, Chordata, Actinopteri, Salmoniformes, Salmonidae. The record is from the annotation of a GenBank genome assembly.